CACACCAGUACACACCUGUACACACAUGUACAUACCAGUGCACACCAGUACACACCAGUACACACAUGUACAUACUGGUGUCUACACAUGUGUUAAAUGCACAUUGGGGUUGAUGAUAAUACUUUUGUACUUUUUCUUGAGUACUUUUACACUGUGGUAUUAGUACUUUUACUGCAGUAAAGGACCUGACUACUCUGAAUACUUCUACAUGUAAAUCAUUAACUUUUGUAUUAAUACUAACUAGAGACAGAGUGUUACUGUCUCUUUAAAUAAUUAACCCCUGCUCCUCACUCUGUGUGCGCGUGUGGCAUGAUGGCCGCUGCUCGUGACUCUCCUCUGUUUCUGGGCUUUGACUUCAGCACCCAGCAGCUGAAGGUGGUGGCCAUCGAUGAGAACCUGAACGUCGUUCACCAGAAUAAUGUGCAGUUUGACUCCGAGCUUCCUGAGUUCAGGACUCAGGGAGGAUUUCAUAUUCAUGCUGACAGACUGACGGUCACCUCACCUGUACUGAUGUGGGUAAAGGCUCUGGACCUGGUAUUGGACAAGAUGAAGGGGGCGGGGCUGGCCUACGCCCGUGUCAGAGCGUUGUCGGGCUGCGGCCAGCAACACGGCAGCGUGUUCUGGAGAAGAGGGGCGUCUGAGACCCUGAAGGACCUGGACCCGGACCAGGACCUGCACCAGCUGCUGCAGGACAGCUUCUCCGUGUCUCACUCUCCUGUGUGGAUGGACUCCAGCAGCAGACAGCAGUGUGAGGAGCUGCAGACAGCAGCAGGAGGAGCAGGGAGACUGGCAGAGAUCACAGGGUCCAGAGCAUAUGAGCGUUUCACAGGAAACCAGAUCUCCAAACUGAGACAGACUCGACCGGAAGAGUUCAAGAACACAGAGAGGAUCUCAUUGGUCAGCAGCUUCGCAGCCUCUCUCUUCCUCGGUGGUUACGCCUCCAUCGACUACAGUGACGGUUCGGGGAUGAAUCUGUUGGACAUCAGGACCAGAAACUGGUCUGAGAUCUGCCUGGACGCCACCGCUCCUCAUCUGGACCGACUGCUGGGCGCUCCGGUGCCCUCCACGUCUGUACUGGGUCCCGUCUCCGCCUACUUUGUGCAGCGAUAUGGUUUCUCUGAGAGCUGCAGGGUGGUGGCCUUCACCGGAGACAACCCGGCGUCUCUGGCAGGAAUGAGGCUCCAGCAGGGCGACGUCGCUGUCAGCCUGGGGACCAGUGACACGGUGUUCUUGUGGAUCCAGCAGCCUCGCCCAGCGCUGGAGGGUCACGUCUUCUGCAACCCGCUGGACUGGCGGGCCUUCAUGGCUCUGCUGUGCUUUAAGAACGGGUCUCUGACGAGGGAACGAAUCAGGAACGAGAGCGCUGGAGGAUCAUGGGAACUCUUUUCCGGUGCCCUGAGAGACACGCCGCUGGGCAACAAUGGACACAUCGGCUUUUAUUUUGACAGUAUGGAGAUCACACCUCCUGCAGUCGGAGUUCACCUCUUUGACCCCGACGACAACCAGGUGAGUGAGAAACAUUCAGACAGUUUAACUUCAGGUGACGUCUGAAACAUGUUCAGCUCGUCUUCACUCUUCAUGUUCUACGGCAGUGGUUCUCAACUGGUCUGGCUGCGGGAACCACCAUCACCCCUUAAUGACAA
Anarrhichthys ocellatus (wolf-eel) is the source of this 1643-nucleotide messenger RNA. RefSeq names its product xylulokinase homolog (H. influenzae) (gene xylb). The transcript is spliced from 14 exons. Gene Ontology annotation, biological process: phosphorylation; D-xylose metabolic process; xylulose metabolic process. Gene Ontology annotation, molecular function: D-xylulokinase activity. The record is from RefSeq and is a predicted model, not a curated record. NCBI's taxonomy places the organism in Eukaryota, Metazoa, Chordata, Actinopteri, Perciformes, Anarhichadidae. The coding region runs from base 310 to 1551 and encodes 413 amino acids. Gene Ontology annotation, cellular component: cytosol.